Molecule: messenger RNA, 606 nt
Organism: Diabrotica virgifera virgifera (western corn rootworm)
Lineage: Eukaryota; Metazoa; Arthropoda; Insecta; Coleoptera; Chrysomelidae
Exons: 1
Coding region: 1-606 (201 amino acids)
Source: RefSeq, a predicted model, not a curated record
AUGUUAAUUUCAAGCCAUACCCUCCCCUUAAGUAGAGUUGCUACAGAAUAUACUGAGUUUAUAGAAAAUACACUCAAAACACCAUUUAAAUGUCUCCAAAGCAAAAAAGCUUCAGAUGAAACUAUCAUAGAAGAAAAACAAAAGUUAAAAGACUUUGACAUUCAAAUACUUUUGACUAAAAACAGUAAUAUUCAGCUGCCUGUUGUUAAAUGGGUAAACCUUCAAUUAGUAGGACUAAAAUCGAAGUACUGUAAAGAUGCUACAAAAGGAUUAGUUUUGUUAGAAGCUGGAAGUAAAUCUUUAAGUUCGGAAAACCUAAAAGAGGAAGCCUCUCGGCUGUUUAACGUCGACAAAUUCAGUUUGGUUUUAAAGGAUGGAUCUCCUGUUAACGGACAAAACAUCGAUAAGUUAAGCAGUCAAGUUGUUUUUGUGGUACCGGUAGAGCAAAAGCCAGAGUUGCCUAGUGGAUCAUCGGCACCUUUCUGUAAGUUUUUAAACUUUGAGGAAAAGGCUGUGAAAGGAACUAUCAUCUUAGAAAAUCCCGUAGGAAACCCAACGAAGUAUGUUUAUCAGGAUGUGUUAAAACUUUGGGCUAAAAAGGCAUAA